Molecule: messenger RNA, 1791 nt
Organism: Fonsecaea multimorphosa CBS 102226
Lineage: Eukaryota; Fungi; Ascomycota; Eurotiomycetes; Chaetothyriales; Herpotrichiellaceae
Exons: 1
Coding region: 1-1791 (596 amino acids)
Source: RefSeq, a predicted model, not a curated record
AUGUCUCGCUUUCUACACACCUCCCUUGCCCUCUCCUCCAUUUUAUGGCUGCCUCUCUGCACUCAAGCCCAUAUGCAGAUGAGCUGGCCAUACCCCCUGCGAAGCCCCCUUGAUCCUGAUGUCCCCACUGACGAAAAAGACUAUGAUAUGACGUCCCCAUUGUUUCCGGACGGUUCUAACUUUCCAUGCAAGAACUACCAGAAUGACACAGAUGGGUAUGUGACCAAAGCAACCUACUUAGCCGGCGGCACCUACGAGAUGUGGAUAAAUGGGACGGUCGAACACGACGGAGGCUCUUGUCAACUAUCGCUCUCUUACGACAACGGAGCUACGUUCAAAGUCAUCAAGUCCAUGAUUGGCGGAUGUCCCUUGACGCACAACUACAACUUCACGAUUCCGACCUUUGCGCCUUCCUCGGAUUCGGCGCUCCUUUCCUGGUCCUGGUUCAAUAUCGUCGGAGAUCGCGAGAUGUAUCAAAAUUGUGCGAGAGUCCAAAUCGUGGGCGGACCGAGCGUGCGGCAUCGACGAGGCUCUCCUUACAGACGCCAGGCUUCUCCGAUGGAUCAACUACCGAACAUAUUCGUGUGCAACGUUGGCAACGGCUGUCAGACCAUCGAGCGGCAAGAAGUGGUGUUUCCAGAUCCCGGUACCGAUGUUGUCUAUGGCCAGGAUGCCAUCGUCCCCGAUCCAGGGCCGGGGUUUAUUGGUGCUAUACCCGCAUCAGCGUUCACGAGUCAGAGUGUGCCUUACUCGACUACCACGACAACCUCUGAUCCUGCAUCCUCAACAUCUGCUGUUGGAAGUACAACCGUGGAUCCCGCAGCGGACCUAUUCUUCACCACGACGACUGCCACCGCUGUGAACACGACCUCAACCUCGCUCCCACCUUUCCCUUUUCUCAACGGCACAACUUCUUCCGCCACUUUUGCUACGGGAACAGGGGACCUUAGUGCUGCUAACGUCACAGGAGGUGCGGUAUUCAAUAUUGCUUCCACAACUACAUCCACCGUUCUGAGCACGACAACCACAACCUCCCUCCCUCCCUUUCCAUUGACGAACGGCUCGACCACUGCCGCCCUUGCUCUCUCAGGGACCGGGGCCAUUUUUGCUAACCUUACAGACAUUGUUGUAUUUAAUCUUGCUGACUCGACGACUUCCACGACUUCUUUGAUGACGACCACGACUUCCACGACAUUAUUGACCACGAUGACACCGACUACGACUUCGACGACAUAUGAAAUCACGAACAUCUUUGCGACCACAACGACGACCCGCCCGACCUCAUCGUUUAUCAGAAGGACAGGCACUUUUUCUACGUUCACAAGAACGAGCGUUACACGACCAACCACGUUUACGACUUUGAUACGCUUCGACGACGACGACAGCACCACUACCACCUCCACCACCUCUACUACCAGUAUCACCACCACCUCUAUCACCAGCAUCACCACCACCACCACCACCAUCUCUCCCACCGUAUCUCCCACCUCCCUCCCCCUCCCCUGCGUCCCCGGAACAUUCACCUGCAACGACGCCUUGAGCUUCUCGCAAUGCAUCAGCACCGACAGUUCCACCACGACGUACGUGUACAUGGGCUCCGUGGCUCUGGGGAUGACGUGCGUCAACGGCCAAAUCAUCCGCGAGAACGACGGGCCGUGCACCCCCAACGGCGCACUCUCCUGCAACGGCGACAGGGCCUUCUACCUGUGUGACCAGGGCGGACUCAUCGACAUGGGCCCCGUCGCGCCGGGCACGAUCUGUCAAGACGGUGGGAUCGUCGCUGCGACAUGA